UUAGUCCCAACAAUGAUUAGCCUGACUUCUCCAUAUGAAGCAUUUUAGUAAUCCAAUCUAUUAUCUUAUUCUUAACAUACUUGGUACUAUUAAUUUUGUGUUUCCGUCAACCCUAUGAUUAGCUUAACAGCACUAUAAAUACGGUGCUUGCUAGUUGCUUCCUAGCUCAUCUAUUCAUGUCCUUCCUACUCGUGCCAUGGAGCUUGAGCUUAGUCUAGGGGACUCUCCAGCUCCGGCAAAGGGCACUUCCACACCUGUGCUGACACCUACAUGCGCAGGCAAAGAAGACCAUGAUGAGCUUGUGCUGGAGCUAGGCGUAGGAAGUGCCAAACGAACUGAACAAGACAGUCAGAAGACACCCACGCAACGAGAAGAAGAUGCGCAGGAUCAGGAAGAAGAUGGUGAAGCAUGUUUUCACAGCGAAUCACCUGUCGAGCUUAGCCUUGGCUGCCCGCUGCUGCCUGCCUCAGCAGAAACAGGGAGUGCGAAUUCAGAGGAGUGCAGACGAGGAUUUGAGGUGAACACCGUUCUUGUGGAUGGAGACACAGUACAAGGAAGAUCAUUGUCGACUUCGUCCUUGCAUAUGGAGGUUCCUGUUCGGCAGGCAGCUGAUCAGGAAGCUGCAGAGGAUGAGGAGAACAGUGGGGUCGGCGGGGGAGCCAGGAAGAAGCUAAGGCUGUCCCAGGAACAGUCUGCGUUCCUGGAGGAUAGCUUCAAGGAGCACAGCACACUGACCCCAAAGCACAAGAGUGAUCUAGCAAAGAGGCUGAAUCUUCGGCCACGCCAAGUGGAGGUCUGGUUUCAGAACAGAAGAGCUAGGACAAAGCUAAAGCAAACCGAGGUGGACUGCGAGUAUCUGAAGCGUCGCUGCGAGACGCUAGCCCAGGAGAACCGGAGGCUCCAUAGGGAGGUGGCGGAGCUGCGUGCCCUGCGGACCGCCCCGUACCCGUUCAACGGCCAUCUACCUGCUGCAGGGUUGAGCACUGCCCGCGUGUGCCCCUCAUGCGACGACGACAAGGUCACAGCUCGCAACCCCGCCAUCACCGCAUCAUCACCGGCGGUGGCACCGCCGUCGCCGGUGUCCACCUUGUUCGCCAGGCCUCACUUCCGAGCCUUCACCGUCCACCCCGUGCUCCGCCGCCAGCCGUCGGCGGCCACGUGGGGUGCAGGCUGAAGGCUCUAUCAUGUGCAUAAUUGUAGAUUGUAUACUGUAAACAUGGAGCUACUUUUGUUCAACCAAAGAUCAAAAUUACCAUUAGGGUCGAUGCAUACAGCUAGCAUUACACUAUUGUCCAUAGAAAGAAAGGUAAGCUUUGUAUAAUGUGUGUGGUUGAAAAGUAGACCCGACAAAUUGAUGUUUGAUGAUGCAAAGGAUAUCGUGCGUGUCCCAUCUCGACCAGCGGAUUUGGAUCUUCCGCGGUUGCGUGAUUGACUCUGCGGACGGAUCCUGUCGUUGUACAAUAUGAUAUGGCUUGUGGAAGGAAAAAGAAAAUCAUCCCGGGA
Panicum hallii is the source of this 1503-nucleotide messenger RNA. Its product is annotated as homeobox-leucine zipper protein HOX7-like. Bases 197 to 1174 code for a protein of 325 amino acids. Gene Ontology annotation, molecular function: sequence-specific DNA binding; DNA-binding transcription factor activity, RNA polymerase II-specific. NCBI's taxonomy places the organism in Eukaryota, Viridiplantae, Streptophyta, Magnoliopsida, Poales, Poaceae. The record is from RefSeq and is a predicted model, not a curated record. The transcript is spliced from 4 exons. Gene Ontology annotation, biological process: regulation of DNA-templated transcription.